Messenger RNA from Arabidopsis thaliana (thale cress), 2421 nucleotides. RefSeq names its product basic helix-loop-helix (bHLH) DNA-binding superfamily protein. Lineage: Eukaryota; Viridiplantae; Streptophyta; Magnoliopsida; Brassicales; Brassicaceae. The record is from RefSeq and is marked reviewed. Gene Ontology annotation, molecular function: protein dimerization activity. The transcript has 2 exons. Bases 592 to 1521 code for a protein of 309 amino acids. Gene Ontology annotation, cellular component: nucleus.
AAAAAAAUAUUAAAUUCAUGGCAACGUAUAAAGUUGAUAUUUCAACAUGUUAUAAUUUCUCUCUCUUCGAACAUGAGUGUAACAAGACGAACCCCAAAGCCUGCAAAAACACACAGAAUCUUUUCUUUGGUUUUGUGGACCGGUCUACAAUCUCACGUGCAAAACCAAACAUACACGAUCUCUCUCUCUCUAUAUCUCUACUUUUUCUGAACUCAGUUGGUUUCGAUUUUCUUCGGACCUUCUAUUGUUAAAUCAGCUUUAUAACCUCACAAGCUUCUCCUCUAUUCCAUAGAUCAAACCACAACUUUGUUUGACCUUUUUUUGAGUACUUCUCUUGUCUUUUCUUCUUCAAGUUUACUUAGUUCUUUGAGAACAAAUUUCUGUUGAUUUUUUUUCUUUCUUGUAGAGGGAUAAUUACAAGUUUAAUUUCCCUAGAGUGUCUUUACCUUUUGCCUUGUCUCCCUCUCGAGACAAAAAGAGAAAGAGAAACACUUUCUGUCCUCUUUUUUUUUCCUCUCUUUUUCUCUCUCGCUGGAAACCUUUUCAUAUUCAAGUGUAAUUUUAAUAUUUCAAGCAAUUUUCUAGCUAAUUAUGGCCUUGGAGGCUGUAGUUUACCCGCAAGAUCCGUUCUCCUACAUCUCUUGCAAAGAUUUUCCGUUUUACGACUUAUACUUUCAAGAAGAAGAAGAUCAAGAUCCACAAGAUACUAAGAACAACAUUAAGCUAGGGCAAGGACAAGGACAUGGUUUUGCGAGUAAUAAUUACAACGGUAGAACCGGAGAUUAUAGUGAUGAUUAUAAUUACAACGAAGAGGAUCUCCAAUGGCCACGAGACCUUCCUUAUGGAUCUGCCGUCGACACCGAGAGCCAGCCUCCACCGUCGGAUGUGGCGGCGGGAGGAGGGAGGAGGAAAAGGAGGAGGACGAGGAGUAGCAAGAACAAAGAAGAGAUCGAGAACCAGAGGAUGACUCACAUCGCCGUUGAAAGAAAUCGCCGGAAACAGAUGAACGAGUACCUCGCCGUUCUCCGGUCUCUCAUGCCACCUUAUUAUGCUCAAAGGGGAGAUCAAGCAUCGAUAGUAGGCGGAGCCAUUAACUACUUAAAGGAGCUUGAGCAUCAUUUACAAUCAAUGGAACCUCCGGUUAAGACCGCCACAGAAGACACCGGAGCCGGCCACGACCAGACCAAAACAACCUCGGCUAGUUCGUCGGGACCAUUCUCGGAUUUCUUUGCAUUUCCUCAGUACUCGAACCGGCCUACCUCUGCGGCGGCGGCUGAGGGGAUGGCGGAGAUAGAGGUAACGAUGGUAGAGAGCCAUGCGAGUCUGAAAAUACUUGCGAAAAAGAGACCGAGACAGCUUCUUAAACUGGUCUCAUCGAUACAGAGCCUAAGGCUCACUCUUCUCCAUCUAAACGUCACAACUCGAGACGACUCCGUCCUCUAUUCCAUCAGCGUCAAGGUACAUUUUUUUCUCUCUUUUUCACCAUUUUUUGUUUUUUUUUUCCUAACCAGAUUAGAGUGAUCAUGUUAUAUAAUACCGUUGUUUAGGGUUAGUGGGUUGAAUUUGCAAAUUCAAAUUAAAUUGGUAUCUAAUAAUUAAUGGGUGACUAAUCAUUACUCCCAUUGUUGGUUUUGGUUCAAUGAUUAUUCAUUGAUUGUUUUUCCAAUCACAAAUGUUUUGUGCAUUUAAUGUGUCUCUUAUUAGUACAUGUUGUGAAUUAUUUGUCUGGGCCAAAAAAGGUUUUCCAAGAACAAAAAUAAAAAUCGUUCCUUUUUUCUCGUUCUUUUUUACUUGGUUAGGGCUGGCCUCAAUUAUUGGGGGGUCAAAAUCAUCAUUUCUUAUUUAUUAAAAAAGACAAAAUUUUGAGUACUAUCAUAAUAUUGAUUCUUGUAAGAAUCAGGGACCAAAAAGAUGACAUAUGCCUACACAUGUGUGAAUGUGUGUAUAUAUAUAUGUGUACUGGGCAUGUUUGGUGGUCACAACACUGUGGAUGCACUGUGCACGGCAGAACGAAAUGACGCCACUUGUUUCAGGACACAUUCAUAAGCUUCUUCCUCGAAAUAUAAACAUUUUCUUUAAUCAUCUUUUUACCUUUUCAAUGACUAUAUAUCAAUCUUUUUCAUGUAACUUAAAAGAAAAUAUUAAAAUAAUGGGUUUAUUCAGGUUGAAGAAGGGAGCCAAUUGAAUACAGUAGAAGAUAUUGCAGCAGCUGUGAAUCAAAUCCUAAGGAGGAUCGAAGAAGAGUCAUCCUUUAGCUAGUAUUGUUGAAUUUUAGUUAUGGCACAUUUAGAGGAGCUCUAAUUUUUCAUGUGUGAUCUUUUGCUCUCUCUUUUUCAUAUAUUAAAUAAUAUAAAUUUCCUUUUUCUUUUUGUUAACGUUAAUUCUAAUGCAUUAUAUAUUGGAGUUUUUGUGUGAUUGACC